GAAACAGGCAGAGACAGCACCAAAUGAAAUCCUUUCAAUAACUGAGUUAAUAUUUAGCUAAGUGUUGUAUUUGCCUACACACCUUUUUAUGGAACAUAGCAGGCUCCUUCUUGAAUUCAGUCUCACGGCAGGCACGGAUUCUGUAAAACCUAGCAGAGAAGAUGGCAGGGGUGAGCAAGUGCCUGAAGUAUUCCAUGUUUGUAUUCAACUUCUUGUUCUGGGUAUGUGGCUGUGUCAUUUUGGGUGUCUCCAUAUAUCUUCGUGUUAGUAAAGAUGCUCAACAGGAACUGAAUAUUGAAGGAAGUGGUAUGCUUUCAGCAAUAGAUGUAAUGAUAGCAGUAGGAUCCAUAAUUAUGGUGCUUGGGUUUUUUGGAUGCUGUGGAGCUAUAAGGGAAAGUCGCUGCCUUCUCAUUCUGUUUUUUAUUGGGCUGCUUUUGAUCCUGGCACUUCAAGUAACAGCAGGAAUUUUGGGAGUUGUCUAUAAACCCAAGAUUGAAGAAAAUAUUAACGGGACAUUGAAAAACCUUAUACCGUUGACUGAUCAACCAAAAAGCUUUCAAAAUGCCUUAGAAACCAUCCAGAAAGACAGCAAGUGCUGUGGCAUUGUUCAUGGUCGGUCAGAUUGGGGUUCUAGUGUUCCAAGCUCUUGUAGUUGCGUUCAACUACAGGAACCAAGUUUAUGCACAUCUGGUUACUAUAAACAGACAUGUUCAUCUGCCAUCGUUGAGUACUUUAAAAAUCAUCUCGUAAUCAUUAUUGGAAUAGCAUUUGGAUUGGCAGCUGUGGAGCUUUUCGGUCUCGGUUUUUCCAUGACAUUGUAUUGCCAGAUAGGCAAAAAAUAAGGAGACAAAGUGAAACAUACAAAGAAGUCCAACGGAACACCCCAGAAAUGACUUCCUUCUGUUCUUUAUAAUUGUUUCAUGAUUAAUCCAAUAUGCAGUGGUAAAAUGUGAUGUGGGUAUUCAGUCAAUAUGUUGUCAUUUACUAUGUCAACAGCCAUAAGGUCGCCACCAGAAUGUUGACUGUUAUGAUGUCAACAUUGUUAAAAUGUUGACAUAUAAUAUAUGAACAUCUUCAGAAUGUAGACACGCUUAAAGUGUUGACAGAUGACAUUUCUACGUAGUCAAAAUGUUGACAAUAGAAAUGUUAGGGUUAAAAUUGCUUGUUGACAUGCGAUAAUUGUCAUUGUUAACAUGCUGUAUAUUGACCAAGUCGACAUCAUGCUGUCUACAUGGUGAAUGUCGACAAAACAUACUGAUCCCAUGAUGUGUUGCUAGGCUUAACAAGAUUACUAUUCAGCAGUCACUCACUACACAAGUUUAGGUGCCUAUAUACCUGUGUCUGAAAUAUGGUGCAAUGUUAGUUAAUAGUUUCACUACAUCAAUUUUAUAGGUGUAUCACCUCUAUUAGUUGUUUAUUGUAUUGAGAAAUACUGUCGACCAAAACUAACUUUUCUGCAAGAAGUUCUCCCACAUUUUAAAAAUCCAAUAUUGUACUAUUCCAGUCAGUAGGGCAUAAAGGUGUGCAUAUUCUACCAAGCCAAGUUACUAUGGUUUAGUUUUGAUUACAAACUUCAGUUGUGUUUAUUCACUAUGAAACAUACAGUAAUAAAGCAAAUUCUACAGAUCCAUUUAAAAAAAAAAGCCUAUUGUAAAGUUUUGUUUCUUUUUAAAAUGCAUUGGGCCAGAUGUACUAAGCCUUGAAAAGUGAUAAAUAUCACGGUGAUAAAGUACCAGCCAAUCGGCUCCUAACCAUAGGCGUGCGCAGGGGGGGUGCCUGGUGCGCACAGGCACCCCCUAAUGUCCGGCACCCACCGCACACACGCCUGCUGCUGCUGCAGUGAUGGGCGAUCCCUAUAGCACCAUUCCUGUGUCACCACCCGCUGCGCCCGCCGCCCGGUCUGCCCGCCAGCUGUCUGGACACCUGAGAUUGGUUCAUCGUUUAUUUGCAUGGGUGCAGCGUCGCUGACAAAAUCCUCCUCCCGACUCCGCCUAACUGUGCGAUGUGACAUGAUGCUCCCGCCCGCAUCUCUCACUCGUUGCAUUCCAUGCCACAUUGACGCCACAGCCCGCAGUGUUCCUCUUAGGAGAAGAGAAGGAGGACUGGGGGACAAAUUCAAAUCCAAAUCAAUGAUGACAGUUUGAGUGACAGUAAGCUAUAAUAACUUUAAGUAAACUGCUGCAGCUGAGUUUGCUCAUGCAAGGGAAAGAGAGGGGGCAGCCAGGGGGAUAUACAGUACAGUAUAUUAUUAUUAAUAAUAAUGUAUUAUUAUUAUUACAUAUAUUACACAGUAUAUUAUAUUACACAGUAUACUAUAUGAUACAGUAUAUAAUAUUCUGUGUAAUAUAAGUAAUAAUAAUAAUAAUAAUAAUAUAUUAAUAAUAAUAAUAAUAAUAAUAAUAUAUAUUUUGAGUGAUUAGUUAAUAAUCCAUGGUAAUAAAAUAUACAAAUUUAACAUACAUGAAACAGAUGUUAUAUAUAUAUAUAUAUAUAUAUAUAUAUACGUGUGUGUGUGUGAGUGUGUGUGUGUGUGUGUGUGUGCGCGCAUCAGUAUAUUGUAUAUAUUCAUGUGUAUCUCUCUCUCUCUCUAUACAUAUGUACACAUUUACUUCCACGUUCCACCACUUUGUAUUAGUUGUGUAGGAGGCAAUGGCAUAGAUUUUUUUUCAUACCCAUUGUCCAGGUACACAUAUUUACCCCUACCACCUGUAUAUGGUAUUUGAAUGUAUUAAUAAGCUCAGACAAGGACAGGGAUUCUGUAAAGGAGGCCAUCCCUGUGAUGUGCUCAGUGAGCUUGUGGGGGGGGGGGGGG
Messenger RNA from Pseudophryne corroboree (corroboree frog), 2812 nucleotides. It is a transcript of the gene TSPAN8, whose product is annotated as tetraspanin 8. Bases 162 to 842 code for a protein of 226 amino acids. The record is from RefSeq and is a predicted model, not a curated record. Gene Ontology annotation, cellular component: plasma membrane. Lineage: Eukaryota; Metazoa; Chordata; Amphibia; Anura; Myobatrachidae. The transcript has 8 exons.